Neopsephotus bourkii (Bourke's parrot) is the source of this 915-nucleotide messenger RNA. It is a transcript of the gene SYPL1, whose product is annotated as synaptophysin like 1. The transcript is spliced from 5 exons. The record is from RefSeq and is a predicted model, not a curated record. Lineage: Eukaryota; Metazoa; Chordata; Aves; Psittaciformes; Psittacidae. Gene Ontology annotation, cellular component: synaptic vesicle; synaptic vesicle membrane.
AUGGCCGGUGUGAGGCUGGACUUUGGCUUGCUUUUGAAGCCCCUGUGCUUCAUUAAGGUCCGUGAGUGGGGCUGGGGAUGCCUUUUUGCCAUCUUUGCUCUUGCCACAUGUGGAGGCUUUCAAGAUGGAACUACUCUUCUAGUUUCCUGUUAAGGCAUGGUAAACAAAACAGUUACAGCUGCUUUUGCUUAUCCUUUCAGGUAAAUAUUAUUGAAUACUGUUGUAUUUAGUGCACCCGACCCAAAUUUCUGUGGUGGUACUUGAACUGAUGUUUAUCUUGAAGGCUACUUCUCCUCUUCUGCACAGUUCUCCAUUACUACACCUGCAGUGUUGGUGUUCCUCUACAGCAUUGCAGCUCUUGUGGUAUAUAUUGGAUAUAAGCAUGUGUAUGACCAAAACAGGAGGUUUCCCCAAACUGACUUGGUUAUCCCUGUCAUAACAACCUUUUUAUGGCUAGUCAGUACUUUUACUUGGGCAAAGGUGCUUCCUGAUGUCAAAAUGUACACAGGGGCCAGCAUUAUUCUAGGAAUUGAAUCUUGCAAAACACCAGGAACAACUUGUCAUUUUGCUGCUGUGACCAGCAUGGGAGCUCUGAAUAUGUCUGUAGUAUUUGGCUUGAUUAAUAUGAUUUUAAGGGAAGGAAAUACUUGAUUUCUAUUCAAGGACACCAACCUGUGCAACCAGCCAAACAGAAUUUCUCAAAGUCCAGCAAUACCUCAAAUUCAAAGAGGAGCGUAAAAACAAGGUGAUACUUUGAAGUGCUUCCAGGUUUACAUCAUACUGCCAAAGCAUGGAGCCAUUAGGAUUUACGUCAAGAAUAACUAAUGAUAUUUUGUAAAAACUUGUUUUGCACUAUGGUUUGACUUAAGGUCUCAGAUACUCGAAGUGUUAUCUUGAAAUAUAUUAUACCUUUCA